Messenger RNA from Anoplopoma fimbria (sablefish), 5113 nucleotides. RefSeq names its product sperm flagellar 2 (gene spef2). The transcript has 38 exons. The record is from RefSeq and is a predicted model, not a curated record. Lineage: Eukaryota; Metazoa; Chordata; Actinopteri; Perciformes; Anoplopomatidae. Gene Ontology annotation, biological process: sperm axoneme assembly. Gene Ontology annotation, molecular function: protein binding. Gene Ontology annotation, cellular component: manchette; sperm midpiece. The coding region runs from base 1 to 5067 and encodes 1688 amino acids.
AUGUCGGAUAUAUUGUGCAGGUGGCUGAACGAGGAGCUCCGGCUGUCAAAAGCUGUUGAUCCAAGGACCUUUGCCAGGGACUUCUCCAGCGGGUACCUUAUUGGGGAGGUUCUGCACAAAUAUCAGCUGCAGAGUGAUUUCAGCAUGUUUAUGAAGAAAGACACCUCCAUAUCCAGACUGAAUAAUUUUACCCGUGUGGAGCCUACUCUCCGGUUGCUGGGGAUCUCCUUCGACAUAAACACAGCCCAGGAACUGAUGCAGGAGAAGCAGGGGGUUGCCACACGCCUCCUCUACCAACUGUACGUCUCGCUUGAAAAGAAGAAGAAGGCAGAAAUCAGUGGCACUUUGAUGGAAAUCAUGCAGCCUGCAGCCACUGUUGGCCUGCACAAAAAAGAGCAUGAGAUCUACUCUGAUCGACUGCAUCGAGUGGUAAAACGUGAUGCAGAGCUGAAGCUAGAGAAAGUCUCUCAUCACUAUGAGGACAAAUGCCAGCAACUGAACGACAGGCUUGUGAUGACCCAUCCCAUCCAGCAAAAGAGACAACUCAGAGUCCAGGAUGAGAAAAGCCUGAAGAAUAUUGAGAAGCUGCGAGUUAGUCGUCAGAAGCACAAUGACAUCAUGACUGGUAACCAGGCCACCACUGUCCAGGUGCCCAAGCCACCUCCCUACACUUCACAGCUCAACCUAAAGAGGAGGCAACAGCAGCAGCAACGCAGAGAACAACAAGUGCAGACAGUCCAGACUGAAAUAACCCAGUUUGAGACGAGGAAGAAACUGGUUACUUAUGGUUUUACUUCCUCUUCAAGUGGUCAGCCGCCCCCUGGAGAUUUUCCCAUUAGUGGCAGCAUCCAUGGCUGUGAGGUCCCUGGAAGUGGAACGAAGCUGACUUUACAAUCUAAUAGCAAGUAUAUACAGGAUAUCCGACAGAGGCUGGAGGAGAAUGCAGUAGCUUGCGAGCAGAGAGAGAAAAGACGAGACAGAUUCCUGGUGGAGCAGCUCAAGGCCCAUGAAGCUCAAGAGGAGGCCCAGCGAGAGGAGCAGCUGGUGAAGCGUCUGACACGUCAGACCCAGCAGGAGCAGCGUUUGGCGACCCAGCUCCUCCAGAUUCGCGUGCAGAAGGACGUGAUCCGGAAGAACCGCCUGUUCAGAGAGCAGCAGUACCAGCAGCGGAGAGAGAGGGACUUCCAGGAAGCUCUGGAGAGGGAGGCGGCUCUGGCUCAGCAGGCUAAGUUGGACCUUGCAGAGGAGAUCAGAAAGGAGCUUGAAUUCUGUAACAGGAUUGCUGCUGAGCGAGCUCAGAGCCGAUACAAGAAGCACUUUAAGACCUGCAAGGACAUUUUGGAGCAGAUAGUGGACUUGGCCACCAAAGUUGGAGAAUAUCGACUGCACACUGGGAAUCUGAUUCCAGAGAAGCCCAUGAGAGAGUGGAAGGAAUUGCUGUUCAGUGGCCUGCCUCUCUAUGAGCCAGAGAUAAAGUGCCAGCAGCCAGGGUUUGAGAUCUCUGCCCCACUAGACCCUGUAGAGCUUAAGAAGCAGGAGAUACUCAAAAACCAGGACUAUGAUGAAUACACUAACAUGCUAGGUGAGUGGGCAUGGCCAGAGGAAGCAGAGGAGACCAAAUUGCCCCUGACCAACAACAACAUUCUCGGACACGUUGUCCUGCGACUGAGGAACAUCGUUCAUCAACCCAUCAUGGAACCUGACUCGCCCUCAUUUCCUCACUUUACCAUCAAGGCCUGUGUCCUUGGCAAGUUUUGCUCUGGGAAGACCACCUGCCUGGCCAAGCUUGCUGAAGCCCAUGGCGUCCAUGUCUUAUCAGCUGACUCACUGAUCGCGGACGCACUGAAUGCUUACUACAAUGGAGAGGAGGAUGUACAGGUCACAGAGCAGCAGGAAGAGAAGGACAGCGAGCAAAUGCUCACAUCCUCCACAUCACUGAAGCCUGAUCUUGACACUCAAGAGGAAAGCUGUGACAGCAAUGUAAGACUUACUACCCGGGCCAUUCAGGGAGCAACUGCAGAAAAAGAGCUGAGGAAAGGCAACGCCAUCGCUAAUGAGCUGUUAGUGGACAUCAUAGUAGAGGCUAUCAGGCAGGUUCCAGCUCAGUCAGGUUGGAUCCUGGAUGGCUUUCCAAUGGACAUCACCCAGGCCCACCUGCUAGAGAAAGCCCUCGGUGGGUCUGUAGAUGAAGGGAAUGGCGUUGUGAGCAGCAGUACAGACCUUGUUGCUGAUCCUAAUCCACCCAAACCUGCAACACCCCCACCUCCUGCACUGGACCUGGCUCUGCUGCUGGAUAUCCCUGAUGAGUGUGUGGUCGGACGUCCGUUCAGUCAGACGGAAACAGAUAAUGCUGCUGCUACAACCUUCCAUCCCACAGACAAAAAUUUGUAUCUGGCACAGAUUCCACACAGGAUCACAGCUUUUCAAGACACCUGGCCAAAACUAGAGAAAUGGUUUGGAGGAACGCAAAACAUUUUGGUCCGUGUUGACGCAGAUGUGGACGAGGAGGAGCUUUACAAAAGGGUUGAGUCCAUCCUGAAACGAGUUAUGAUGCCAGCACAGGAAGCUCCUGCCGCUGCUCCUGGUGACGAUGUUGUGUUGGACAGUGGGAAAGCUCCAGACUCCUCCUUUUCAGCUACACCUCCACCUGUAGACCAGACUCAGGGCCUCACAAACGAAGCACACGCAGAGUCCCAUAUCAACCUUAACGAAGAAAAAGCCGAAAGUGUGAAGUCACUGUCCAAAUCCAACACACACUCCCCAAGAGGGCUAUCUAGGACGGUCUCAACUUCCUCAGUGACCAAUGAGGAAUCUCAGGGAGUCCCAGAGAACCCACCAGAGACUGCCUCUCCCUGCCCAGGUUCAUCCAGCUGGGUCUAUGUGGAUGAACCCCUUCCUCCAGAGCUGCCAGAGUACCUGUGCCCCCAUUGGGACACGGUGUGCGAUUCAUACGUGAACAACGUGAAGACGGUGACGCAUCAGCUGUGCUCACAACGAUCUGUUAUCAACCUUCACCUAUUCAACAUAAGAGAGGAAUACAAGCAUUACCUGGGGCGUCCAGACUUAAAGCAGGAGUUAGUGUCUCAUUGGCAGAAGGACUUCAACAGCAUACCUGAUGACAUGAGAGAAGACGAGGAUACCAAAGCAGAGCUACAUCUGAGGCUGGAUGAACUGCGUGAACGUCUGUGGGACAUUAGUGACAAACGAAAGGAGGAGGAUGAGAAAGAGAGGGCUAAGGUCAUGGGUGAUGGCUGGUUGGAGGAACACACUGCCAUCCUCGUCAACCACCACUCUGUACUCAUGCAGGUAGAGUUGGACCGUUUCCAGGGCACACUCUGUAUUCUCAGAGUCUACUAUUUGAGCAUGUACAGACAGGUGCUGCCUGAGCUUUCCUCCAAGUUGGAUUGUAUCCCCCUACUGGACCCCACAGAAGUUAAGGACCAGGAUGAGAGCCCUGAGCCAGCGGGCACAAAUAUGUCUAGUCAGAUGGAUGACGGAGAGGAAAAGAAGAAAACUAAACUUAGUCCUGACUCCAAGACGAAAAACCAGUCUCAGACAGAAUCUGUCAAGUCACCCAAUGAGAAACUGAUCUCCGACUAUGAAGAGGCACUCACAGCAAUCAGCAAACUGGUGUCAGCGGAAGCCCACCAGGGGGAGAUGAAAGAGCAGAAGGAGAGGGCGAGGACUCCAAUUCAAGAAGUUAGAGACAAAAUACAUAAAGAAUAUGCAGCCGCACUGGAUCAUGAGGAGAAUGCAGUAAAGGCACGCAUUGCGCUGGUGAAGGGUCAUGGUCUUGAGAUGCUGCAGUCCCUGAAAAGCAGGGCAGAACAGACAUUAAGCAGCAUGGAGAAGUGGUUAGAAGCACACUAUCUUGCAGAAAUGAAGAGUAUUGACCAACUGUCAGAAGUGGUCCGCCACCACAUAGAGGCUGGUGCUAAGUUGCAGAACGAGCUGGUGAUGGAAUGUACUGACUUCUACGUGAAUGGAGACAGCCUCAUGGUGGCCAGCCCGGCUCCCCCUCCACGUCCACCUCCUUUGGAGAAACCCACAAGGUCCACGCCCACCAUCACUCAGCUAGAGUCACUGCACCGACAGCUAUGCAACAUUGCUCCUUCAGGCCUCAUGUCCAGUUAUGACUUCUCUAUUUUGCUCAUGGAUAUCAUCUCUGUGAACAUGGGCAGAAACAUCUUGCCUGAGUCCUGGAUUAACAAGAACGAAACACAGGUCAUGGAGAUUGUAUCCCUCCUGACGGACGCCCAUGAGCUGAUAGACUGGCGUCGGUUUCUGCUCAGUGCUGCCCUCCCUUGGCCGUUUCCCUCCUUAACCCAGCUGCUAGUCGUGCUACAACGUUUCAAGGCAGCAGAUACUGGCGACACAGGCUAUGUUAACGAGGAACAGUACCUACAGACAGAGUUGUGGUUUUCCAAUGAGAGUGUCCAGGUCGUCCCAGAGGACCCCUCUGAGCCUCUGCCUUACAACCGUCUGGCUAACCUAUGCAAGUUCUUUUUCCAGUUGUUUGCAGACCACUCUCUUUCUCCCCCUCGACUGGACUAUGUGUGGAUGCUGCAGUACUUUGCGGCCGACCCUAACCCCAGACAGGGCUUCAUCAGAGCACUUAGUGUAGCGCUGGGACAACACCUCAAGCACUCCUCACCGGGCCAUCUUGUCAAGUCUAUGCCCAGUAUAGAUGAGGCUACCGAGCUCAGCUCCUCAGAACUCGAUGAAGACUACAAGGACGGAGACACUCCGUGUGCAUCAAACGGUUCGUCUGGGGAGAAGAAGGUGUCCAUCCCUGCUCUCCUUGCUGUCGUCUGCCACAAAGUCACCAAGAUGAGAGACAGCAGCCCCCUUCCUCCAGGCUGCCUGAGUCAGGAGGAGCACACUGAGCAGCUGGUGCAUGUGUUCAGAGAGCUGGGCUACAAGCCUGAGGACUGCGCCCCCUUCUCCGUCCUCUCACAGCAUCCUUUCAUCCAACGCCUGAUAGAGACCUCAAAGCAGUACGAGCUUGUAAACAUUCAUAGAGUGAUACUGGCCCAUCAGGAUGAAGGAGAGAUUCCUAAAGGAUAAGAUGUAUACAUGUUUGCUUUGCCCAUUUGAAAGUGUUCUCAUUACA